CAGUAUAGUUAUCUUUGAGUCUUCAACGAUCUACAACGCCUUCAACAUGAAAUUCGCCAUCGUCCUGCUCGCCCUCUUCGCCGUGGCUCUGGCCGCUCCAACUCAGGAGGUAUCCGUCGUGAAACAAGUAUCCGAUGUUGGUGCCGAGGGCUACAACUUUGCUGUGGAGACCAGCGAUGGCUCGAAGUUCGAGGAGCAGGGUCAUCUGGAGAACGUGGGAACCGAGGAGGAGGCCAUCGUCGUCCGUGGAUCCUUCGCCUUCUUGGGCGAUGAUGGUGUCACCUACACUGUCAACUACGUCGCCGAUGAGAACGGAUUCCAGCCCCAGGGUGCCCAUCUGCCCGUUGCCCCCGAGGCUUAAGUUGAAUUAUUUUAAAUAAAUUGUUUAUAAAA
Molecule: messenger RNA, 393 nt
Organism: Drosophila subpulchrella
Lineage: Eukaryota; Metazoa; Arthropoda; Insecta; Diptera; Drosophilidae
Gene: Cpr65Ax2
Product: larval cuticle protein 65Ag1
Exons: 2
Coding region: 47-361 (104 amino acids)
Cellular component (GO): chitin-based extracellular matrix
Molecular function (GO): structural constituent of chitin-based larval cuticle
Source: RefSeq, a predicted model, not a curated record